UUACAAUGAAUUAAUAUAUGCUAUUCUGCUUCGCAAUUUUCUGCGUGCGUGUUUUCUUUUAUCGUUGGGUCUCCUUUGGCCAAAGGGACCCAGUCAUAGGGGCACUGGUUUUUAAGAGAAUAAAACAAGAUGGCGGUCAAGACGUUAGGAGUUUUAUGGCUUACUUCAAUUUGUGUCCGUUUUCUGUGGACAAUAUAUCCUCAAACAGGCUAUAUACACCCCGAUGAGUUUUUUCAAUCACCGGAGAUCAUAUCUGGAGAUGUUCUUGGGGUUUACUCCUUGAGGACCUGGGAAUUUAAUUCAUCGUUUCCUUUACGUUCCGUGGUUUUCCCAUAUUUGACUGCAGGCUUUCCCUUUUGGAUUUUACGACACUUUACCAAUGGCCGGGGAGAAUUUGAUUCCAGAACCCUUCUGAUUUUACCCCGGUUAUCCUUCUGCCUGUUUUCGCUGGCUGUGGAUUUCUGUGGCUACCGAAUCGCGGAAGUGUUGCACAUCGACCCGUUACCCGUACUAACCCUCAUUGGAACUUCAUACACUUCUCUUGUUUUCCUAACAAGACCUUUUUCAAAUUCCACGGAGUCAGCGUUAUUUGCACUUCUAUUGUGGUUCGUUAUUGCUGUCAUUGCAUCAACAUGGACAACCUCCGGACAAAAUGAGGGCUCUAAAAUGGCCCGUUUAUUUUUUAUUGGGGUAAUUAUCGCUUCGGGGUUCUGGAAUAGACCUACCUUCGUUGGAUUCGGUCUGAUUCCUGUGCUUAGUCUACUUGCAGCAUUGUCGCUACGACACACAGCAUUGAAUGCGUCCAGCUUUGUUGUUAUCAUAUUGAAAGAUAUUCUGUUUAUUGCGGUAGGAUUUUUAGCUGCUGCCCUUAUAUUUGUGACCAUAGAUUCAUUCUACUUCUCUGAAGCAUAUUUCCGAAUUACAAUCACACCUUUAAACUUUCUUAGAUACAACUUGGACUCAUUAAAGGUAGAAGAGCAUGGAAUUCAUCCACGAUUUACUCACUUUUUGGUCAAUUUUCCUCUGUUGUGUGGAAUACUUUUUGUAUUCCUUUGUGCAUUUCUUGUAACUUUUGCAAUGCAAAGAGAUUUUGUCAAGACUUUGGAAACAUUUCAGAUAUCAAGAGAUACCAUGAAAAUGGUUAAAUAUGCGUCAGUCAAGUUCAUCCUUGUUACACUGCUUCUUAGCGCUUUAGUUCCGGUUAGUCUACUUUCAGUCAUUCCACAUCAGGAGCCACGGUUCAUCCUUCCCGUCCUUCUACCCUUAGCAAUUCUCUUCUCGCAUCUCAUAUUUGGAAAGAAAGCUUACUGGAUAGCUACAGCAUCUUGGAUAAUCUGGAACAUUCUAGGUGCUGUUGUGUUUGGUGUGCUUCACCAAGGCGGUGUUACACAAUGCCUUGUGUAUCUACAGCAGCAAAUGCAUGCAAAAGAUGGAACUUACCAUAUUAUCUUCUCAAAUACGUACAUGCCCCCACGACAUUUACUGGCCUGGUCCAGUCAUGAUAACAGUAAUCAGCAAGUAUUGUCACGAAAACCAGGACUGAAUGUCUAUGAUCUUGCAGGACAACCUAUUACAGAAAUUAAUGCAAAACUUACAGGAAUUCUAAAGGUUGAAAACAAGGAGAAUGCAAAAAGAAUGACGAUCUUGCUGGUUGCGCCCUCAAAGAUUCAAUUCCAUCACAAGGACUUCACCUUGAUCAAACAGUUUUAUCCUCACCUCUCAAUGGAACACCCACCCAAUGUGAUGGCGGCCUUUGUCCAAGAGAACCUUGAACGUUGUCAUCAUGGCUCAACCUUAAAAUCACAUCUUGGACAAAAAGUUGAUCAACCCUAUUGUGUUAAUAAGAGAGAAACACUGUCAAACUGGUUCAAGCAAGAGUUUGCACUUAAUCUGUACAAAUACACAUCAGAAUUUUUGCUAUGAAAUCAUUGUUUUCCCAUCUUUAAAAUCACACUUGUUUAAAAGGUUUUCUCCUCUAAAGAAUCAUGUUAAUUUUUUUGAUAUUGUCCUGCAGCUCUGCAGAAAAGUGGUGAAAUAAACAUUUGAUUGCUUGAUUAAAUAAUAAGAGUAACAGCA
This is a messenger RNA of Nematostella vectensis (starlet sea anemone), 2076 nucleotides long. RefSeq names its product GPI mannosyltransferase 4. Bases 130 to 1923 code for a protein of 597 amino acids. Lineage: Eukaryota; Metazoa; Cnidaria; Anthozoa; Actiniaria; Edwardsiidae. Gene Ontology annotation, molecular function: alpha-1,2-mannosyltransferase activity. The transcript is spliced from 2 exons. The record is from RefSeq and is a predicted model, not a curated record. Gene Ontology annotation, cellular component: endoplasmic reticulum membrane. Gene Ontology annotation, biological process: GPI anchor biosynthetic process.